CCAGCCUGUAUGCGGUCACGCCCCCGUGUCUGAAUGCUCAUCGCUGUGUCGCCUUCCUUGGUACAGGAGCCUGUGUCCCCCGAGCGCUCAUGAUGAAGCAGCAUCUGGCUCUGAUCGGCCUGGCCUUCCUGUGGCUGCUUCCGGGGGGACACCCUCAGCAGACAGCGGAGGACGCCUGCUCCCUGCAUAUUCUCGUCCCAGGCCUCAAAGGGGAUGCUGGAGAGAAGGGAGACAAAGGUGCACCCGGACGGCCUGGAAGAGUCGGCCCCACAGGAGAGAAAGGAGACAUGGGUGACAAAGGACAGAAGGGCAGUGUGGGUCGCCAUGGAAAAAUUGGUCCCAUUGGUUCUAAAGGUGAAAAAGGAGAUUCUGGUGACAUGGGACCCCCUGGCCCUAAUGGAGAACCAGGCAUCCCGUGUGAGUGCGGCCAGCUGAGGAAGGCCAUCGGCGAGAUGGACAACCAGGUCACGCAGCUGACGACCGAACUAAAAUUCAUAAAAAAUGCUGUCGCCGGCGUGCGCGAGACGGACAGUAAGAUCUACCUGCUGGUGAAGGAGGAGAAGAGGUACGUGGACGCGCAGCUGUCCUGCCAGGGCCGCGGGGGCACGCUGGGCAUGCCCAAGGACGAGGCCGCCAACGGCCUGAUGGCCGCCUACAUCGCGCAGGCCGGCCUGGCCCGCGUCUUCAUCGGCAUCAACGACCUGGAGAGGGAGGGCACGUUCGUGUACUCGGACCGCUCGCCCAUGCAGACGUUCAACAAGUGGCGCAGCGGCGAGCCUAACAACGCCUAUGACGAGGAGGACUGUGUGGAGAUGGUGGCCUCGGGCGGCUGGAACGACGUGGCCUGCCAUGUCACCAUGCACUUCCUGUGCGAGUUCGAUAAGGAGCACGUGUGA
Messenger RNA from Enhydra lutris kenyoni (northern sea otter), 896 nucleotides. Its product is annotated as collectin subfamily member 11. NCBI's taxonomy places the organism in Eukaryota, Metazoa, Chordata, Mammalia, Carnivora, Mustelidae. The record is from RefSeq and is a predicted model, not a curated record. Bases 90 to 896 code for a protein of 268 amino acids. The transcript has 6 exons.